This is a messenger RNA of Pseudo-nitzschia multistriata, 2175 nucleotides long. The record is from the annotation of a GenBank genome assembly. NCBI's taxonomy places the organism in Eukaryota, Bacillariophyta, Bacillariophyceae, Bacillariales, Bacillariaceae.
UACCAGUAAUAACUUCUUGGAUUGRCUAGCAAUCAAAAUAUUCUAUAUUUUUCUCACACAAUCCCCAAGGAARAUUAACAAGAAUGGCAUCGGCAGCAGCUUCGCGCGCUCGAGUCUGUAGGUCUCGUCUCUCACAUUGAUAAUCCGUUCCAAAGCGAUCGUGGUUGUAAGAAGAUUGCGAGGAUUCCUCGCGGCUGGAGGAGCAACACCUUGAUUCUGGUUCCAUCGUUUGCUCACGCCGUUCUUUGUUUCGAUCGAUCGAURAAUGUUUCCCUCCUUUUCAACUGCAGUUGCUGGGUUUCGUCGCUUGAACCGAGCCCGCAUCCAGCUCUUUCGGGGAGACGACCACGCCAUGAGCGAAUCSCGGAUCCAAAUGCGGGCGCAAUUCGACGCCAAUCGUUCCGUCCCCACUUCCGGUCCGCUGUUUGAGGAAUUGGUGAAGGGAAUGGACGAAGCAGCCCACAUGCUGACGCACGAGAUCGUGCGAGGGGAUCUUAACGAGGAGACGGGGCGGUAUGGUAGGUACAAUGCUAAGGACUAGUUUUAGAAAGUAGGCGAGAAAAAUCUGCCUCCUUUUGUUUCAUCUUGUGCUUCUUUGAACUCAUGCUGUUGCUUCGUUACUCCUACUAUUGUGUCCUGCAGACGUGAAGAUCAAGCGAGAACACGUGCAAGGAUCGGACGACCCAUCGGGGAACAUCAAACCCGAAAUCGAACCCAUCACCGAGGAUACCGUGCGGAGGAUGGAAAAUCCCGGAUCGGUGGAAGUAGAAGUGUGCAAAAGCUCUUCUUCUGCCGGCARCAAAUGAUGUCGGUGGCAACUUGUUGCGAUGAUCGGACAGCUGAUACACAACGCAUGGUGUGAUAAUGAUCUACGCCAAAGCGAUAGAUUMUUUUCUCGUGGGUUCGAAGCGCGCAAUCAUGGUGAAGGUUAUUAUCAUCUUGAAUGAUGCCAGCAGCACCUUGAAGUUUACCUGUAUACCGUGGAUAUUGGGAAGAUCAUGCUGCUUGCUUCGAGGCUUCGAAAUCGAUGCAGCGAAAUGGUUUCCUUCUACUUCUACCUUCUUAAUACAGCCGAUUUUACUACAGUGCUUUAUAUAUUAUUUCAACAAGAAGACAUUACCAUUUAUCACAACUAAUGAUGCUAGYAUUGUGAAGCAAUUACUCCGUUAUAAAAAAAAUUUUAAACUAGGACUGGUUAUGUGCUUUCAUUUCAGCUGAUGGCAAAAAUGACACGCCGAACAGUUUGACAGUAGGCUACUUCACAAUAAAUUGUGAGAUGGCUGAUCAAUCAAGGAUGCUGAUUCAGCUCGUUUGAUUUCAAUUCGGCUCGUCUCCAACAAUYAAUCAAUAGGUGAUAUUUUGUGAUGUAGUACCUCGUGCAUAGCAUCGUAUCGGUGACGGCUGUUCAUGGUACCUUAUUGAUCGAGCCUUUACCCACGUGCCCGUUGUCGGUACCAAAACCCAUCGAUUAGAAUAUUUACUGAUCAAGGGACCCAUACAAUGCAACACAAAAGAACAAGAAUUCCAUUGCUUCCUUAUUCUUCUUUUCGUUUUAUUUUAUUUUCACGUUGAAGGAACACGCCGCCAUGUUUUGACCGUCCGCCAAAAAAUCGCAAGAAACGACCGCCGGAAUCCCCAGGUUGGCCAAGGCGCCCCGAACAAUGCCGCAGGGAAAAGCGAGCAUCUGAAUGGCGGUUAUUCUUGAGUUUUCUCGAUUUGCGGGCAAUCCCUCCAGCCAACGCAGCUUCAUGUCCUUCAAUACAAAUACGCCCCUGUGAUUGGUUUGCAACUUGUCGAUUUGCUUCCGAAAGACCUCGAUCCAAACCUCCUUGCAUAGAAACUUGACGGCCUCCAACUGAGCUGCGGCCGCAACAGAGGAAGGAUCCUUCCCGCCCGCGGAAAACAGCCUGUUUUGGGACAAUCUCUCGCACAAACGAAAGCCCACCGAAUAUCCCAUCCGUUCCAUUUUAGCCGCCGCCAUUUCCUUGGCGAAAAUGGCAUCCUCUGGGGAMUCACUCUUUGGCGGUGUCGAUCGUUCCACAUAACGCAAGACCUCGGUCAUCAAGAAUUCGAACGAAGCGUCGGAAACGUGGAGUUGUCUGUCCGAUGAAGAUGACGAAGAUGUCAUGGACGAUACAGACGAUCGUUGAGGCGGCCGGGCCAUUGCAAUAUUAU